Molecule: messenger RNA, 824 nt
Organism: Notolabrus celidotus (New Zealand spotty)
Lineage: Eukaryota; Metazoa; Chordata; Actinopteri; Labriformes; Labridae
Gene: mplkip
Product: M-phase specific PLK1 interacting protein
Exons: 2
Coding region: 189-602 (137 amino acids)
Source: RefSeq, a predicted model, not a curated record
UGUUUCCGGUUCCGGGUCAGCUUCAGUCUGUUUCCGGUUCCGGGUCAGCUGCGGUAAACUCAAACUGAGAGGAGCUCAUUCCAAAAAGGAAAACAAAGACCCUCCAAAGAUCCUCCACCAGGACUCUACCGGUCUACCAGGACUCCCCCGGUCCCCAAACCCCUCCGGAGGUAUUUGAAGCCGUUCUGAUGGACCGGGCUCCGGUCAGACCGUCAGGAAGGUUCCGGUCCCCGUCCUCUUGCUGGGGUUUCCCCGGAACUCCACACGGAGGCUCCGGUCCCCCCCGAAGCGGAUCUCCUCGUGGUGGUUCUCCCUACUCUCCGGUCUACUCCCCGACCUCCGUCCGGGGUUACAGGGACGGGUCUCCGGCCAGGUUCGGCAGCGGGUCCCGGGGCUCCGGGGGGGGGAUGUGGCGAAGGGGAUCCGGCUUCCGUCGGUACCAGUCCUUCAGUCCCUCAGCUCAACACAACCAGGUGAAGUGGAUUAAACCUGAAUCGGGGUCCUCGGACGCUCCGGUGGAGAAGUACUUCAGUCCCUCGAUGAUGCAGGAUCCCUGGGCGGCUCUGCAGCCGGUCGCUGUCGCUGACAGCUGGACGCCAUGACAGGACCGUCGGGCUCAGCAGGAGAGCCCGGUCUGAGCGUGCUCAGUCACCAGCAGGCUUUGUUUGUGGGCAGCUUGGUGAUGAAAUCAGGGAACGUGUUAAACGAUGUUUUUAAAUGUUUUUAACGUUUUAGACGGACGCUUCUUCUUCAUGGGAUUUUAUUCUCUCAACGUUUCUACUGAAGUUUAUUUUGAAAAAUUAAAGGUUAAGCUUUGAACUUCC